AUGUGGCAGCCCCCGGAGACCACCCGCUGCUUGCCCAGCGGGGUCCGGCUCUCUCCAAGGCCUUGGAACUCCUGCCACCACCUGGCUGCGCCUCCGGGCCACCCACCGGCCAGAUCUGCCCCCAGGCACCAAGCCAGCGUCUGGCUGCCCCGAGCUGUCUCGCUGAGCCGCUUCCCCAGCUCCCGUCUUCCCGUGGCCGCCCCCCGGCAGCUGCCUCUGCUGACCUUCACCAACCAGCCACUGGGCCUGGCUGCGUCCUGGGGGCCUGCCCUGAAUAGCCCCGCACCGGCCCCCAGCCGGCUGCCCCGCCCCACUCGCCCAGCCAGCCCCCGGCUGGACCCCCCUGCGGCCGAGCGGGCCGAGCUGGAGCAGAAUGUGGCACGGGUCCUGCAGAGCCACCCUGGGGGCAUCUCCCUCUUCCGCUUCCGCCAGGCCUACGGUGCCACCUACGGCCACCCCUUCCCCCUGGACAGCACAGCCUCGGUGAAGGAGCAGCUGGCGGCCAUGCCGGGGGCGGUCAGGGUGCAGGGCUGGGGGGUGCAGACGAUGCUCUUCCCGGUCUGCCCCCAGGAGCUCCCCAGCAAGGAGACUGGUCUCUCCCCAUCUCUGCCAGAGGCAGUCGUCGCUCUCGCCAGCCCCGAUGUGGCGCCGGCUGCCCCAGCUGUGGUCUGUCUGUCUCCUUCCAUCUCUUCCAGCUCCCCAGAGGCCCCUCUGGCUCCUGCAGGCCCAGAGCAGCCCCCUGUUUGCAGCCCUCCUCCAGGGCACAGGAUGGCACCGGGGUCCCUAGCUGAGCUCCCCAUAUCCCCCACUGCCUCGGCAGCCCCCUGGUCACCAGAGACGAGAUGGGAGCAUGAAUCCAUGGGGCCCAUCACUGAGCAGACAGAUGUCAUGGAGGGCAUCGCCACAGCUACACCAGCUGCUGGCACUGUGCCAUCUGAACUGGAGGCCAAACUCUCCCUGCCAUUGGUUCUGGCAUCUUCUGUAUCCCUGUCCCCUGAAGGUUCCCCCUGUGGUCCCACCCCACCGCUGAGCCUGGACCAUGUGGUUGCCACAGAUACUGUCCUCUACGGCCUUAACUCUGCCCCUAGCUCUGCAAGCUGUCCCAGCCCAGAGCCAUCCUUUUCCCCAGCUUUGCCAGGACCCAUAUCUGCUGUCCAUCCUCUGGCCAUGCUCUCCCCUGAGCCAGCCUGGUCCCCCAUCCAAGACGUCCCUGGCGCCGCAGAUUCCCCCAGGGAGAGACCACCCUUCAAGCCCCUGCCUCUGUGUGAGCCCAGCUUGGCAUCUCCCUACAAACAUCGGGAGGACAGGGGGGCACCAUGGGCGGCCAUCAAGCCAGAGCCCCGUCUGCUCCGAAUCUCCCCGCCCCACCCCCCACCUAUGGGGAGUAAGAAGAAGCCACCCAAGCGCAAACCUGACAGCUGUGUCCUUCUGUGAAGCUCCUUCACAUAACCCGUUGGGGCAGCGUGUGCUGCAGGGAGAUGACCAGGCUGGCUCAGUGCCGA
Gopherus evgoodei (Goodes thornscrub tortoise) is the source of this 1502-nucleotide messenger RNA. Its product is annotated as proline-rich protein 36-like. The record is from RefSeq and is a predicted model, not a curated record. Bases 1 to 1434 code for a protein of 477 amino acids. The transcript has 4 exons. NCBI's taxonomy places the organism in Eukaryota, Metazoa, Chordata, Testudines, Testudinidae.